Messenger RNA from Suillus plorans, 378 nucleotides. RefSeq lists its product as uncharacterized. Lineage: Eukaryota; Fungi; Basidiomycota; Agaricomycetes; Boletales; Suillaceae. The record is from RefSeq and is a predicted model, not a curated record. The coding region runs from base 91 to 327 and encodes 78 amino acids. The transcript has 2 exons.
UGUCUUGAUUCUGCUACCAGUGUCUGCCGCACCUUCGUUGCUGUGUUUUCUGCUUCCCAUUUUCGAUCUCCUCCGCUGUCUACUCUCAACAUGUUUUCGAUCUGCUCUGCUGUCUACAUCCUUUCUGCUCGGCUCUCGAUGUUUGCGAUCCGCUCUCAGGCUGUUGUCUAUUUCGUUUAUGCUCGGCUCUCAACGUACUUUCGAGGUAUACUCCACCUGUUUCGCAUCGGUUUCACUAUUUUCCAGCUGCUUUCGUAUACCGAUUCAAUCAAAGCAUAUUUGACACUAUUUAAGCACAUUCUGGGAGGACAGCGCGAGUGUGCGUGAAUGCGCCUAAAUGUGCGCAAUAUAAAAGAAGCACAAUAGAGCACAUGGGGC